UUUAGAAAAUAGUGGGAUAAUAAUGCAUACUUUACAAACAUGGUGAUAAGUAAUUUUGACCCAGGAAAUGAUUUGAAAAGAGUACAAAAGGAUUUGUAGGAAGAAAUACGAGAUUGAUCAUUGAUUCGCAUUGCUUUCUUUAACUAUUUUACCCACAAUCUAUUUAAUCUAACCCAGAUCAAUAUUCUAAACUCAAGGUCCUAAUUUGAUUCAGGUCCGCGGAAAUUCUGAUCUAGAUCGCUGAGUUCCUCCGGCGUAACCUAUAAUCUAACUCUGCCUCCAGGCAUGUCUUGGGGCAGAACCAGUUUAAUGAAGCAGUCCAACUCCAGGAGUAAAAGACAUGUUCAAUUUCGAGCUAUCUUGACAACUCUGGUUCUGAUAAUGAUUGUACUGGUGCUAUGGUUUGGAAGGAAGGGCAAGAAAUACAGUCCGAUGUCUGAUCUGGCGAACCAAAAAUGGAAUAGCUUGAACCCUUUGGUUAGCUUUGAUCCAUUUGUGGAGCACCGGAACGGGACUGAUGUGAUCUGGCAGAUACCGGACUCACCAAAGGCUGUUCUCUUCUUGGCACAUGGCUGCAAUGGUAGAGCAGCCAAUUUUUGGGAUAAGUCUCCUAAAUGCCUCCAUUGUGUUGGUUUGCCUGAGGAAAGGCUCAUCGUGCUUCAUGCACUAGCUAGGAAUUUUGCUGUAGUUGUAGUGUCAAGCAGAAAGACAUGCUGGUCACUUGGGGAGGAGAGAUGGAUUGUUAAAGACAUAAUCCAGUGGUGGAUUACCGAGAGAAAACUAGACAAGCUGCCUGUAUUUGCAUUGGGUGCCUCAUCUGGUGGAUACUUUGUCUCCGUCCUCGCUACAGAGCUUCAGUUCCAAGCCAUUGUUGUCAUGAUUGCUGAAGGAGUUUAUAGUCACUUGAAUAUAAGUGGAGAUUAUCCACCUACACUAUUUGUCCACAUGCCAAAAGAUGAAACCCGGAAACAGAAAAUAGAACGGUAUCUUGUUGUUAUGCGGGAGAGAGGAAUCGAUGCUGCAGAAAUUAGAUGCAUGGAAUUCCCAUUGACACCUGAACUAUUUGCCAACAGAAUCCCAGGUCUUGAUCUAACCUUGUCGGUAAAGUUGUUCAAUCUUUUCAAGGAAAAGGGCUUUAUUGAUCAGAAUGGUUACAUGAGGGAUGAUGGACGUGCAAUUCCAUGGAAGACAGCCCUUGAAGAAAAGGGUAUUCAUCUGCCAGAUAAAUCGCUGGUGAAUCAUAUUCAAGAGGAAAUGAAUCUUGCAUUUGCUUAUCAUGAAAUGACCAGCUUGCAAUCUCAACAAAUUUUUGACUGGUUUGAAUCUCAUAUGACCUCAAUCCAUUGACCAGCUUUUAUUUUUGAUUCUUCAUUCUUCGAAACAAAUUUGUCCUUGAUGAACUGAAACUGAGAAUUUAUUAAAGCACAAUGGUAACAGCUCAAAUUUGCAGUACCGUAAUCUUAACAAUUCCAUUGGCCUGUCUAAUAUGGCUUGUUAAGAACAUAGAAGUUCAGCCAGUUAGGCGAUACAAGUUGAUGAGUACAUCUAUACAGCAUCAGGCUUGAGGAGCUUCUUGUUUCAUUUCUCAUUCAACCGAGUUUGGUGAAAGCUCCAAGAUUGUGCUUUUAUGCUCAGAUGGAUUUAUAUUCUUAUUGACAACGAGAGAAAUUUGAUCAAGUACCGACAAUUUUCUUAGCAGUUAGCUGUAUCCUGUGUAAUUUCUCUGGUAGUAAAUGUGGUGUGUUGGUGUGCAUACAUGGUGGCAUGUUUUUCUAUUAUCUCUUGAAAUUGAAGAUGUAUCCAAUUUAUUGA
Andrographis paniculata is the source of this 1812-nucleotide messenger RNA. RefSeq lists its product as uncharacterized. The transcript is spliced from 2 exons. Bases 286 to 1347 code for a protein of 353 amino acids. The record is from RefSeq and is a predicted model, not a curated record. Lineage: Eukaryota; Viridiplantae; Streptophyta; Magnoliopsida; Lamiales; Acanthaceae.